AUGCCUUUGAACGAAAGAACCGCUCCUACUUACACAACAUCCAACGGAUGCCCAGUUAAUGAUCCAAAUGCUAUGCUCAAGAUUGGCCAUUUUGGUCCUAACUUGCUUCAAGAUCACCACUUGAUUGACCUUUUGGCUCACUUCGAUCGCGAAAGAAUUCCAGAACGGGUGGUGCAUGCCAAAGGCACUGGUGCGUAUGGUUACUUUGAAGUUACAGAUGAUGUCUCUGACCUAGUUAGCGCCGAUUUCCUUAAUGGAGUGGGAAAAAAGACUCCUCUUUUCAAUCGGUUUUCAACAGUGGCUGGCGAAAGAGGUACCGCUGAUGCUGAACGUGACACUCGUGGCUUUGCUACCAAGCUCUACACUAAAGAAGGUGUAAUUGACUGGGUGAAUAUCAAUAGUCCAAUAUUUUUUAUCAGGAACGGUAUCCAAUUUCCAUUUUUGAUUCACACACAGAAGAGCAGAGACCCCCAGACAAACUUCAAAGACCCAAAUAUUUUCUGGGACUUCUUGUGCAACAAUCCUGAAUCUAUUCAUCAAGUUAUGUUUAUUUUUUCUGACAGAGGUACUCCUGCUUCGUAUAGAAAUAUGGAUGGUUUUUCAUGUCAUACAUACAAGUGGAUUAACAAGAAUGGUGAAUUCCAUUACGUCCAGAUUCAUAUUCUUACUGACCAAGGAAUCAAGAAUCUCAGCAACGAGGAGGCACAUGCUAUGCUUGCUGAGAAUCCAGAUCAUGCUAGUCAGGACUUGCAUGAGGCUAUUGAGAAAGGCGAGUAUCCUUCUUGGACUGUUUACGUUCAAUCAAUGACUCCUGAACAAGCUGAGAAGGCGCCAUUCAGUGUCUUUGAUAUGACGAAGGUUUGGCCCAAAGCUGAUUAUCCUUUAAGGAAAUUUGGAAAAAUCGUUAUGAACAGGAAUCCGGAGAAUUAUUUUGCUGAGGUAGAGCAAGCUGCAUUUAGUCCUGCUAAUACUGUCCCAGGAAUCGAACCUUCUGCCGAUCCUGUUUUGCAAGCAAGAUUGUUCUCUUAUGGUGAUACGCAACGUUAUCGCUUGGGUGCCAAUUUCAACCAGAUUCCUGUAAACCGUCCACUUCAGGCCUAUUGUCCAUUCCAAAGAGACGGUCUCGGGACUAUCAACGGAAACUACGGGCCUGUGGCAAACUAUCCUAGUUCUUUCGAACCUCUCAACUAUCGGGCAGAUGCCACUCUAUCUGAGGCCCACGAGAAAUGGGUUGGUAAAGCUGCCAGCUUCCACUGGGCUGCCACCGAUGAUGACUACCAUCAAGCACUUGAGAUGUGGAAAGUAUUUGGAAGAAGUGGCCAGCAAGAUUCUUUUAUCCAUAAUAUUUCUCUCAAUGUGAAAGCUGCUAGGCCGGAUGUUCAGGAUAGGGUGUUUGAAAUGUUUAGCAAGGUUUCACCUGAAAUCGGCUCUCGAAUCAAGGAAUCUACUUUGAAACUCUCUCCUCGCAAAUAG
Debaryomyces tyrocola is the source of this 1473-nucleotide messenger RNA. The record is from the annotation of a GenBank genome assembly. Lineage: Eukaryota; Fungi; Ascomycota; Pichiomycetes; Serinales; Debaryomycetaceae.